UUGGUAUUUGCAAUGAAGUAUCUGGUGGAUGCAAAGUUAGGAAUGGUUGUAUUUGUGGAGUGAUACUUGUUAGUGUGAAUGUGCCUAGUAUUGCCGGAGGGAUUUGUAAUGUGUCAUAGAAGUAUUAAGUAGUAUCAAUAUUCUUUUCAUACGGAUCGGACUUGUAAUACAUUAGGGAGCGUGAGGAAAUUAGAUGACUAGUUAUUUGCUGAUUAAUUUUUUUUAUCAGAUGGAAUACACUGGUCAUAGCGAGAAAUUCUACAUGGAGGAUGAAAGCGAUUGUGUUGGCGAUGUAGUCAGUUCAGAUGCUGAUGAAUUUGAUGCUGAGCAAUUGGAUCCAAGUGGGCAGAAUGACGUAUCGGAUUAUGGAGAUGUAUUUGGUCUUACCGCAGCUGAAAUAGAGAACAAGGUUUUCAGAAUGGAGGAGCGUGCUUAUGAAUUCUAUAUGAGGUUUGGGAAGUGCCAUGGGUUUGCAGUACGCAAGGGAGACUAUGGGAAGGAUGAUGACGGAAAUGUAAUUAGGAGGAGAUUCUUUUGCAACAGAGUUGGGUUAAGGGAUGAAAAGCACUAUAAUAGAUUAGAUAGAAAAAGAUGUCAUAAGCCUGAGACACGAACAAACUGCCAGGCUAAGUUGUCGAUAUAUCUUGACAAAGAAAGUUCGAACUGGAAGGUCCGGAAAGUCAUCCUCGAGCACAACCAUGAGUUAGUAGCUAGGUGUAUGGUACACUUGAUUCCAAAGUUCCGUCGGGUUUCAGGUGCGGCAAAGGAUCAGCUAGAUGGUAUGCAAAGUUAUGGGCUACCUACGUCAAAGAUACUUGGGUACAUGGCAGGGAUUGCCGGGGGGUAUUCACUAUUGGGUUUCACAAAGAAGGAUGCUUAUAACUACCUUGACCAGACUAAGCACGCUAAGAUCGCAGAUGGGGAUGCAAAUUCUGCCAUUGUCUAUUUGGAGGGAAAGGCUUCUGUGGACCCCAUGGCAAUGGCGAGGUAUAACCUGACUAAGGAGGGUAUGUUGGCCAACUUGUUUUGGGCCGAUGGAAUGAGCAGAGUUGAUUACCAACACUUUGGUGAUGUCAUCGCGUUCGAUUCGACGUACAAAAAGAACAAGUACAGGAGACCGCUUGUAAUAUUCUCGGGCGCAAACAACUACAAACAGACGACGAUCUUCGGGUUCGGGUUAGUGUUGGACGAGACAAUUGCUUCGUACAAGUGGAUGCUAGAAAAUUUCCUUGAGGUGAUGUGUAAUAAAUUGCCAUCUGUUGUAGUCACAGACGGUGAUGAUGCCAUUAUUGCCGCAGUUACGGAAGUUUUUCCUAGUGCUACCCAUCGCCUAUGUGCUUGGCAUCUACAAAAGAAUGUUACAUCUAAUGGGAACGAGAAGAUGUUCAGGGACUUGUUUUCGAGGUGGUUGUAUGCGGAUAUGUCGAUAGAUGACUUUGAAGCGGAAUGGGCUGAAGCAGCGGAUGAAUACGGGUUACAUGAUAAGUUGUGGGCAAUGCAGAUGUACGAAAAAAGAAAGAUGUGGGCGAAUGCAUACCUUCGUGACAAGUUCUGUGCUAGGUUUCGUACCACAUCGCGAUGCGAGGGUAUAAAUUCGCAUGUGAAGAAAUUCCUUAGCUCGAAGCACACUAUACUGGAGCUUGUGCAAAAUCUUGAGCUAGUCCUUCGUGAAUACCGGAACAAUGAGAUGGUUGCACAGUUCAACUCCAUUUAUAAUGUCCCUGUUAUGACGACGUGCCUCAAUCCAAUCGAAAAAUGUGCUGCCAUGGUAUAUACACGGACCAUUUUCACCAACGUGAAAAAGGAGAUAGAUGCGGUUGGAGCUCUAAACUUUGUUAGUAAGCGGAGGGUGUCAACGACGGUAGUUUACACAAUGGAAGAGUAUGGUAAUCCCGGAAAGCCAGUGGUUACUUUGAUCGACAUGAACACAACAAAGUUGGAGUGUAGAUGUAACUUUUGUGCUAAAGAGGGGAUACCUUGUCGACAUAUAUUUUUUGUGAUGAAGCAUGAGCACUUGAAGACAAUUCCUCAUCGGUUAAUUUUGAAACGAUGGCGAAAGGACGUUAAGGCCGUUGAAGACUACUCGGAGAAGAAGGACGUGGCCGAUGAUCGGGGAUUCUUGCUUCAGCAUGGUGCCUUACAUGCGGCGGCUCAGUGGUUGUUGUUUCUUAGUGCGCAGAGCCAUGAGCUAUUUAAUGUAGCGAUGAGGGGAAUUCGUAGCAUGUGUGUUGACAUGGAGGGAUUGUGCGGGGAUGGCUAUGAUCAGACCAACACAGAUCCUGAAGUUGGUGUGCGUGAUCCAACUGUCAUGCGGACGAAGGGGGCUCCUAGUACCCGGGGGGUAAGGGAUAGGAAAAGAAGAUGCACGACUUGCAGGCGAACUGGGCACACCAAGCGAAGGUGCGUUGAAGGGUUCAAAAAGGCGUCUGUAAAGCUGCACGACUUGGAAGACGAUGCUGAUGUGACACCACACAAAGAAAAGUCCCCAAAAUUGAACCAGGUACCAAAGGGUAGAAGUGGUCAGGUGGAUGGGGAAGAAGGCAUAGCAGCCGAUUGUGAGUUUGAUCGCUUCAUUGGAACAGCGCAAAGUGAGACGGUUAAAGCCAAUGCGUGCAUGCCGGAGGGAAAUUGGGCUAUUGAGGUGCUGGACCUCCUUCGUUCACUCCACGCACAUGUUGAGUACAAAUGACAAGUUGUACCAUUCACGAGUUUGUUACAUAAUUGAUGAUGUUGAAGCAAUGUACUUCUUAGAGGGACCUUUCGGAUACUAAUUUGUAUGAUAUGAAUAUUAUAUGUAGCUGGUCGCACUAGUACUCUGUUA
This is a messenger RNA of Arachis ipaensis, 2821 nucleotides long. NCBI's taxonomy places the organism in Eukaryota, Viridiplantae, Streptophyta, Magnoliopsida, Fabales, Fabaceae. The record is from RefSeq and is a predicted model, not a curated record.